CCUCUCGCCUCAAGGCUCACUCGCGUCAACCAAUUCCAACCUUCCAGUCCGUCCGUCCGUCCACCCACCCACCCACCCACUACACAGACCCGUCUACUUACGACACGAUGCCAGCCACUACCACACCCACCUCGCCCACGCCACCGCCCUUACAAACCCUCAGAAAGCGGCGAAUCAGCAGCAGCAGCAGCAGUGCGCUAUCCAAAGCGCGCGCGCGCCUGCGCGGCGUGGUCCGCGACGACAGCGACGACGAGCUGGGCUCUGAGGAUUUGCCGUGGGAGUGGGUUUACUCCCCCUCUACAGGCACAGGGAGGGAUGGGAAAGAAAAGGAGGGGAAGGAGCGGAAGGACAAAGAGGGGAAGGCUACGGAGCGGAAGAUAGUCGGAGCGCGCAUGGGCAGCUUCGAUGUGCACAUUGGCGACUGUCUGCUCAUUAAGGGCGAGGGGUUGAAGGGGGAGGCCUAUGUCGGUAUGGCGUGUGAGUUCGCCGAGGGUAGUGGGGGUAAGGAGGGCGGCGUGGGCGUGUGCAAUGUCAACUGGUUCUCGACCGAGAGCGAGAUCCGGCGGGGCGCGAAGAAGAGGACGGAUUCGUUACCGAACGAGCUCUACCUCAACCCCUCAUACGACGAGGUGCCGCUGCCAUCGAUCAACGGGCGGGCGAUCGUCCUGUCGCCGGCCGAGUUCAACAAGCAGUAUCCCGACGGCGUCUCGAAGAAGUCGAAAGAGUUCGGGAAGGUCUUCGUGUGCCGCCGCGCAUGCAACCCGCGCACUGCUACGUACUCGGACGAGUUUGUGUGGGAGGACCUGUAUCGCGGCCGCGAUACGGAUAUCUUUGCCAUCGGUGACUAUGUCCGCAGGAAUACUAAGGCGACGAGGAAGGCGCUGGCGAAUGUCCACAAUGGGAGCAGGGCGAAGAGGAGGAGGGUCAAGGGGGAUAGUGUUAGUGACGAUGAUGAGAGGGAUCCUGAGGAUGAUGAGGAUGAUGAGUACACCAAAGCCCCGGCGACGCCUAGCAGGAGGAAACGUCAGAAGGCGCCGGCAGCAGGUACGCCAACGAGAAGAACGCCCGCGAAGUUUACGACUCCGACGCAUAAACGGGUCACUAUCAAGAAACCACUCCUGUUCACGCCGCUCAGCACUCGUACACUCUCCGCCGCUACACAUCUAUCCACACCCUAUGCCAUAGCCCGUCACCGUCUCCAUGUCUCAACCCUCCCCGCAUCGCUGCCGUGUAGAGAAGAGGAGUUUACGGAAGUCUACACACAUCUGUCGGCGGCCAUCACAGAGGGCACCGGUUCCUGCAUCUACAUUUCCGGCACACCUGGCACCGGAAAAACGGCCACCGUGCGGGAAGUGGUCUCGCAGCUGCAGGCUCUCGUGGCAGCCGAAGAACUCGACGACUUCACCUUUGUCGAGAUCAACGGCAUGAAAGUUACCGACCCUCACCAAUCCUACUCGCUAUUAUGGGAAGCCAUCAAAGGCGAGCGAGUCUCACCCUCGCAAGCCCUUGGCCUACUGGAAGCAGAAUUCUCCACUCCAAGUCCUCGCCGGGUACCCUGCGUCGUCCUGAUGGACGAGCUCGACCAGCUCGUCACCCGCGGCCAAGGAGUAAUGUACAACUUCUUCAACUGGCCCGGCGGGCGUUACUCGCGGCUGAUCGUGCUGGCGGUUGCGAACACUAUGGAUCUUCCCGAGCGAACGCUUUCGAACAAGAUCUCAUCCCGCCUCGGUCUCACGCGCAUCACAUUCCCGGGCUACACCCAUUCCCAGCUGCAAACCAUCAUCGCCUCGCGCCUCGAGGGCGUCCCGGGCAACAUCGUCGACGCCGACGCAAUCCAGUUCGCCUCACGCAAGGUCGCGGCCGUCUCCGGCGAUGCCCGGCGCGCCCUCGACAUCUGCCGGCGCGCCGUCGAAAUCGUCGAGUACGCAGACUCCACGCACCCAGACGCAACUGCACCGGGCACCCCGUCCCGCCGCGAAAGCAUCGGCGGUGGUGGCGGCCUCAAGGCCGGCGGCAGAGUCACAAUUCCCGUCAUCAAGAAGGCCAUCCAGGAAUCCACCUCGUCGCCCCUGCAGACGUUCCUCAAGCUCCUGCCCUGCGCAAGCAAGGUCUUCCUGGCCGCGCUGCUGACCCGCGUCCGCCGCUCCGGCGUCGCGGAGAAUCUCCUGGCUGAUGUAUUCGAGGAGGCGGAGCGCAUGGCGGUCCUCGCUGAUGACGUCGUGAAGGAGGUUGUCGCUGGCGGCGCGAGGCGCGCGGGGUUGGCGGCUACCGUGGCGGCGCUGGUCGAUGCGGGCAUCGUGAGUGUUGAGGGGAGGAAGGGGGAGAGGGGCGGCCGCGUUAGGUGUCUUGUCGGCGAGGAGGAGGUCAAGAUGGCGUUGAGGGGGGAUAAGGAGGUUGGCGGCAUGAUGGGCGUGUGAGGGGGGUGCUUUUUGGUUUGUUGCGUGCUUUUGUGUGUCUUUGCUUUGCGUACGAUACUCGUGGCUCGUUAGAUAGAUAGAUAUCCGGUGUUUUUAUGUCACAGAGAGAGACUGUCCUGUCCUGUUCAGAGAGGGCCGUGGCGAAUGCUUGCUCGUGAAGCGAUUGAUCCUAUCCUCCUUAUGUGUUGCUGGCAGAGGUGUUUGUAUGCGAUGUUUUUCCUGUGUAUCAUGGACUCUAUAUUCACGAGUAAAGAACUUUACAACGAAUAGAGCGGUUUGAAUUUCUCGGGCAAUGAUUCCGUGGACGAUGACUCCAUAGGAUGGUUC
Molecule: messenger RNA, 2744 nt
Organism: Tricharina praecox
Lineage: Eukaryota; Fungi; Ascomycota; Pezizomycetes; Pezizales; Pyronemataceae
Product: P-loop containing nucleoside triphosphate hydrolase protein
Exons: 3
Coding region: 108-2417 (769 amino acids)
Biological process (GO): DNA replication initiation; mitotic DNA replication checkpoint signaling
Cellular component (GO): nuclear origin of replication recognition complex
Molecular function (GO): ATP hydrolysis activity; chromatin binding; DNA replication origin binding
Source: RefSeq, a predicted model, not a curated record